Messenger RNA from Gregarina niphandrodes, 2559 nucleotides. RefSeq lists its product as hypothetical. NCBI's taxonomy places the organism in Eukaryota, Apicomplexa, Conoidasida, Eugregarinorida, Gregarinidae. The coding region runs from base 1 to 2559 and encodes 852 amino acids. The transcript is spliced from 2 exons. The record is from RefSeq and is a predicted model, not a curated record.
AUGGACGAGUCAAUUCAAGUCACGUUCUUUAGCAAAUCGCCUUUCAGGACUCAGUUAACGGAUAACCGUCUGAAAUCAAGAUUUACGCCACCAUUGGAAAUAGCACACGUGUGCGGCGGUCCGAAACAUGUGAUUUGCUGCGAUACUCUGGGUCGUAUUCAUUUAAUUGGCCCGAAUAGGGUCUUCUACCAGGACCCUGAUGCCCCUCAAAUACCAGUUGAUCGAUCUCAGCAAAUAGAGCAUGGUAUAUUAUAUAGCGUUCAGGCAUGUGUACAGACGUCGACGAUCGUUAGGGCAGAAAUGGUAUACAAUAAACAUCCCCAGCUGGCGUUAAGGAAUACUCUAGUUCUAUUCCCAAUAACAGAAGGAAAGUUGUUGAUUCAACUAUACAGUUUUGUACCGCCACUGAACUCUUUAUUUCGAGCGGCUAUGACGGCAAAGGACGUCUCCACCAAGCCACAAUCAACACAUUCACCUCUGGCUUUACUUGUGGAACACGACCUACCCCAUAAACCAGGGAUAUCGUCAAUUGCAGUAAACUCCAACGCAGAUGUGGUCUGCAUCGGCUACGAAUCUGGUGAAGUUACCCGCUUCACGGGUAACCCGUACGCCGGACAGAAAUAUAAACAGCAAGCAAAUCUUAAGUCCGUCGGAGGGGGCCGAAUCACCAACAUCGUUUUCGGAGAGAUCGAGAUAACCUCUCAGGGAAGCGGCCCGACCAGUGGUGGCCCGACCAAUGGUGGCCCGACCAAUGGUGGCCCGACCAAUGGUGGCCCGAUCACCUUUAGCGGUGGUCCGCUUUUUGGUGGUGGUGGUGGCCAGACAUCGGGCGUGACUUCUGGGUCGAAAGAGGAGAGCUGUACUUUGAUUGAAUUCAUAUCAACCAGGAAUGUAUUGUAUGCUUACUGUAAUGGCCACCUUUUAUGGCAGGACAAAGAUCUUGGUUGUGAAAAGGACUGCAUGACUUGGAACUUUGGUCACUUGCUCGUAGCCAAGACCGAAGGAUUGUACAUGGUGGACGCCGAACAAGGAAACCUGUCUUGUAUCCCAUUCGGACACGGCGCGUAUGGUCGUAUUUACUCGGAUGUUAGUCGUACCAAUCCGGAUGCCGGUAGACCUCCUCACUCUAUCAAGAUGAUUCGGAAGGACACAGUGUGUGUUGUGUUGAAAGAUGACCCUGGUUAUGCCGUAUUAGUGCUGAAUACGCAGAGCAGACUUAUCACCUUUGCGGACUACUUCAGCAACGUACAUGCCGUCACGCCAGCCCUCGACCACGUCAUGAUUCUCACGUCGAAAACCAUCAUCAAAAACACAGUCGCUGCAGCAAAUAGGUCGGAGAACCCGGAUGACGUUUCGGAAGGUUACUGGAUAACGGAGUACCCGCUUGAAACCAAGAUUUCCGUCCUGGUCCGAAAGCAUUUAUGGAAGCAGGCGGUGUACUUCUCCGCCGAGAGCCCGAAUCUGGCCAAGCUAGUGGUUCGUCUCCAGUUCCUCACCAUUUUCAAUGAAGAUCUUUCCAUAGAGGACCUGUGCUCGGGCAGACCUCCCGAAGAAUUAGUCGCCGCCAACAGUGGCCAUGCGGCCACGAGUGGUGCAGAAUCAGCCGGUCAUCCCGCAAGCAACUCGACCCCGCAAAAGGGCGGGCAGACACGUGCGGCAGUGCAGCUGGACUUGGGCCAGAAUGCGUUUGGUCUCAAAAACGGUCUGGAGCAGCUGGAGCGUGCCAUGGACAUUUUUGAGACUAGUGCGCGGAAGAACGGCUUUAAUUAUCUCAGUCCGAAAUUCGUCCUGAACGUGCUCCUGGCCUCCAAUCUUCUGGGCACCUGUCCGAACUGGAAAUACGUGCUGCGACGCUUCAUAAAGAUUUGCAUUGAACACAUCCACUUGGCAGACGAAACGCACGUGCGCUUACUCGUACAACUAUAUGCUGAAUACCAUGAACUACAAUGGGCGACCGACAAGGUCAUUACCGUACUUACUGAUCAACCAGAAGUAGCAGAACAAUGUUUCCUCAAUCCGCAAUCCGCAAAUCAGGAAACCACUGUGGCCGCCGAAUAUGACAUAGUUAACGCUGACUCUAAGCUGAUUGGGGCUUUCAGAGCCAUCAAAGCUCUCGACCAGCUCGCUACCUUCCGAUCGCCGACAUUGCUGGCGUCGUAUUACUUCUUGAUGGGCGAUUACGGUAAUUGGGCAGCGUGUAUAUGCGACCACCUGCCUCAGGUCAUCUACGGCUUCGUCGUGAGCAACUCAAUUACAAUGAAAUCCAAGGUUGAGGUAUUGAGAAACGUCAGCUUCAGAGACGUGCACUUGCAGGAAAUAUUCGUUAAGAACAUUUGGCCUCAAAUUCACGAUCUAGACACUCGAACGCAGCUUCUGAACCACAUCAGUAGGAAGGACGUUUCCCACCACAGGGAGAUUGAUCACAACGGGGAGAUUGAUCACAACGGGGAGAUUGCCACAAUGGGGAGAUUGCCACAACGGGGAGAUUGCCACAACGGGGAGAUUGCUGAAGGAGGGAUCAGAGGACGGGAGACAGGAAAUGGGGAGAUGUUUUUUUAG